AUGCCAUGGUUCGGCAUGGACAUCGGAGGAACCCUUGCAAAACUCGUUUAUUUCGAGCCAAAGGACAUAACCCCCGAUGAAGCGGAUUCCGAAGUGGAAUCUUUGAAAAGCAUUCGAAGAUACCUGACGAAAAAUUCAGCCUACGGUAAAACGGGUCACAGGGAUACCCAUUUGCAAAUGGAUAAUGUGAUCAUAAGAGGAAGGAGAGGAACGAUGCAUUUCAUACGGUUUCCGACUUCCGAAAUGGGUAAUUUUUUGGCUUUGGCCAAAUCUAAGGGAAUGGCAAAUUUGGUAACGACAGUGAGUGCGACCGGUGGUGGAGCAUACAAGUUUGAAGAAAGUUUUAGAAAGGAAGUUAAUAUGGAGUUAGCAAAAUUUGACGAAUUGGAUUCGUUAAUAAAAGGAAUAUUGUUUGUUGAACAAACAAAUCCGAGCGAAUGUUACUAUUGGUCUCAUCCGGCCAUUUCCGAACAAUGUGAAAAAAAAUUAUUUGAUUUUAGUCAACCAUAUCCGUUUUUGCUAGUUAAUAUAGGAUCAGGAGUGAGCAUGUUAACAGUUUACAGUCCAACGGAUUACAAAAGAGUAUCCGGUACGAGUUUGGGUGGUGGAACGUUUUUGGGUUUGUGCUGUCUAUUAACCGGUUGCAAUUCUUUCGAAGAAGCCAUAGACCUUGCUACGCUAGGAGAUCACACUAGAGUCGAUAAAUUGGUUCGUGAUAUUUACGGAGGGGAUUACGAAAGAUUUGGAUUACCGGGAGAUUUAGUUGCUAGCAGUUUUGGGCACAUGAAUUCUAAAGAGAAAAGGAUAAACGUUACGAGAGAGGAUUUGGCGAGAGCAACACUUGUUACAAUAACAAAUAAUAUUGGAUCCAUUGCAAGAAUGUGCGCAGUCAAUGAAAAAAUAGAAAGAGUUGUAUUUGUUGGAAAUUUUCUCAGGGUUAAUCCGAUAUCAAUGAAAUUAUUAGCUUAUGCAAUGGAAUAUUGGUCUAAUAAUACGCUCAAAGCAUUGUUUUUAGAACAUGAGGGAUAUUUCGGUGCCGUUGGAUGCCUUUUAGAAUUCAUAAGUCAAAUAAGUUGA
Messenger RNA from Pediculus humanus corporis (human body louse), 1077 nucleotides. Its product is annotated as Pantothenate kinase, putative. Lineage: Eukaryota; Metazoa; Arthropoda; Insecta; Psocodea; Pediculidae. The record is from RefSeq and is a predicted model, not a curated record. Gene Ontology annotation, cellular component: cytosol; nucleus. The coding region runs from base 1 to 1077 and encodes 358 amino acids. Gene Ontology annotation, biological process: coenzyme A biosynthetic process. Gene Ontology annotation, molecular function: pantothenate kinase activity; ATP binding. The transcript has 6 exons.